CAUUAUUUUGAGUGCUUGCUUACACGUCAAAUGACUGGUAUUGGUAUGAUUUUCGAGUAAAAUGUCUAAUAUUUACCGAUAAAAACGAUAAAUAUUAUAGAAAAGACCGUGAAAUAAAGUAGAAAUUACGUUGGUAGUUUGUGGAUGUUCAGACAAAAUUGCAAAAUCAUUCCUUAGGUGUAAAAUUAAUUUAACAUAGGCUAGGCUUAUCACAAAAUGGGUGGCCUAUUUAGUUAUUUUAGAGGUUUGUUAGGGGCUCGGGAAAUGAGGAUUUUGAUUCUUGGUUUGGAUGGCGCCGGGAAGACUACUAUUCUGUAUAAAUUACAAGUUGGCGAAGUGGUCACCACUAUCCCUACAAUUGGUUUUAACGUGGAGCAAGUGACGUACAAAAAUCUUAAGUUUCAAGUAUGGGAUUUGGGUGGACAGACCAGUAUAAGGCCGUACUGGCGAUGUUAUUAUGGCAACACAGAUGCUAUAAUAUAUGUGGUAGACUCGGCUGAUCGAGAUAGAAUAGGAAUAUCUAAGGAUGAGUUGGUGCAUAUGUUAAGAGAAGAGGAAUUAGCGAACGCAAUCCUCGUGGUAUUAGCAAAUAAACAAGAUAUGGCCGGGUGCCUCACAGUGGCGGAGGUCCACCAAGCUCUGGGUCUGGACGCGCUGAGAGACCGCACGUUUCAGAUCUUCAAGACGUCAGCGGUCCGCGGCGAGGGACUGGACCAGGCUAUGGACUGGCUGUCUAACGCAUUGCAAGCUAGGAAAUAACACCAGAUUUAGGUUGGUUUUAUAUGAAGUGGAUUUCUGAUUGCGCAGUGACCGCUGCAUAGUCAUCACCCGCCACUAGUUUAGUUAGCGUCGCCGCUGGACCUUGCUAUGUCAUGUUUGAACAAGGAUUUUAUUGGGAUUAUAAUCAUCACUAUUCAGUCUUUUCGGGACUGUUGGCUCUGUCUACCCCGUGAGGUAUAUGGACGUGACAUAUGUAUAUGUAUUUAAUUAUCGUUUUCAGAAUAACUUUAUGAAUGACAUAAAUAGAAUACAGGGGCGAGAGUGCAACAAUAUUAAUUGUGUAAAAACAAAAAAAAACAAUGAAAUUUGGAGUUGUACGUUUGAUAAUAGGUAUCCUUUUGAGCAUCAGCUUUUCA
This is a messenger RNA of Amyelois transitella, 1136 nucleotides long. RefSeq names its product ADP-ribosylation factor-like protein 1 (gene Arl1). Gene Ontology annotation, biological process: vesicle-mediated transport; intracellular protein transport. The record is from RefSeq and is a predicted model, not a curated record. The transcript is spliced from 5 exons. The coding region runs from base 217 to 759 and encodes 180 amino acids. Gene Ontology annotation, molecular function: GTPase activity; GTP binding. NCBI's taxonomy places the organism in Eukaryota, Metazoa, Arthropoda, Insecta, Lepidoptera, Pyralidae. Gene Ontology annotation, cellular component: cytoplasm; Golgi apparatus.